Pipra filicauda (Wire-tailed manakin) is the source of this 2942-nucleotide messenger RNA. Its product is annotated as cytosolic phospholipase A2 epsilon-like. Bases 46 to 2580 code for a protein of 844 amino acids. The transcript has 21 exons. Gene Ontology annotation, biological process: glycerophospholipid catabolic process. Gene Ontology annotation, cellular component: cytosol. NCBI's taxonomy places the organism in Eukaryota, Metazoa, Chordata, Aves, Passeriformes, Pipridae. The record is from RefSeq and is a predicted model, not a curated record. Gene Ontology annotation, molecular function: calcium ion binding; calcium-dependent phospholipid binding.
CAUACAGACUGGAGCAUUAGUGUUGCCUUCUAUAAAGCAGAGAAAAUGGGAUCAUCGGCCUAUUCCCCUUUGGAUCGAUUCAUCCGAGCAAACCCACACAGGAAGGUUGGAAUCAGGAGGAGGAAUCAUGAAAGGCCAUAUAGCACUGAAGAUGAGCUGGAAGUACCUCAGUUGUGCUGGCUUACUGUAACAAUUAUAAGCAUGAGAAAUGUCCACAAAGCAGAUCUGUGGAGCCAAACUGAUUGCUAUGUCAAGCUGUGGCUGCCGACAGCUUCAUGUCAGGAAGCCCGGACAAGAACUGUACGCAACUGCAGGAAUCCUGUCUGGAAUGAAACUUUCCACUUCGUGAUACAAAGUCAAGUAAAGAACAUCCUGGAGAUGACAGUCUGUGAUGAGGAUAUUUUUACACCAGAUGAUCAGCUUAUGACUGUUCGCUUUGAUGUAGCUAAAAUCCAACCUGGAGAAAAAAUUCACUUGAAUUUUGAGUUGAAUGCAGAGAACCAGGAAGAACUAGAAGUGGAAUUUCUACUGGAAAACAUCCCAGGGGUAUCUGAGAAGAUCAUUACUAAUGGCGUACUAGUGUCUCGCGAAGUUUCCUGUUUGGAAGUACAUGUGAAUGAAACAAAAAUGAAGAACUCUUACACAGGCAGAGAUUUCACGUUCACAAUGAAAGGAUCCUAUGAAGAAACCCAGGAUGUUUCCAUAGGUCCUCACUCCAGACGGGGAAGCAGUGAAACCACUAGGUUCCACUAUAUCAAGCACAGUCAACCCAGACUGCUCAUGACACUGCCAAAAGAGCAUGUUUUCUGUUGUCAUGGCUCAGCUAGAAGGGGAAUGGGUGUAAGUAGUCCCCUGGCUGUGCCUCUCCAUUCCCUGGACUUGGGAAAGAAAGUGGCAGUCAUGAGAGGGGAAUCUUAUGAAGUGUCUGUGAACGAGGAAAAUGGUUGCAAAAAUUUAGAUGUGCGGUUGGGGUUUGAUCUAUGUGCAGAAGAGCGGGAUUUCAUCUGUAAAAGGAAGAAAGUGGUUGCUGCUGCUCUGAAAAAUGUUCUUCAUCUAGAUGAAGACCUGCAGGAAGAUGAGGUGCCAGUGGUGGCAGUUGUGACCUCAGCAGGGGGUGUGCGAUCCAUGACAGCUAUGUUUGGCAGUCUUCUGGCUCUCCAGGAGUUAGGUGUUUUGGAUUGUAUCUCAUACAUCAGUGGUUUAUCUGCCACAACAUGGACCAUGUCAAAGUUAUAUGAAGAUGCAAAUUGGUCACAGAAGGAUCUCAGAGGGCCAAUUAGUGAUAUCAGGAAACAUGUGAUCAAGAGCAAGCUGCACUGUUUCUCAUUGGAUGAUAUGAAAUACUAUGAAAAUGAGCUUUGUGAGAGAAAGCAAGAGGGGCAUAAGCUGUCCUUUACAGAUUUAUGGGGGCUCUUCAUUAAUCGUAUGCUACAUCAUCAGGAAAGUACUCAAAAACUCUCAGAUCAGCAACUAGCAGUAAAUCAGGGGCAGAAUCCACUGCCUGUAUACCUGUCCCUCAAUGUCAAGGAUAACUUUAGCACUUUGGAUUUUAAAGAGUGGGUGGAGUUCACACCUUUCGAGGUCGGACUCCUGAAAUAUGGGGCCUUUGUUCGUUCAGAAGAUUUUGGUAGUGAGUUCUUCAUGGGUCAUCGGAUGAAGAAGAUCCCAGAGUCCCACAUCUGCUUCUUGGAAGGCACAUGGAGUAAUAUAUUUUCCCAGAAUUUUAUGGAUGCUGUCUAUCUCUCGGGUCAUUCGGAGGAUUUCUGGCACAGAUGGAUCCGAGACACUGAGCAUGACAUUGAGGAGCACCCUGCUCUGCCCAAGAAGCCUCAUGAACAGACAACUUGUUUAUCCAUUCCCAAAGGUUACCCUUCUAAUACUCUUCGAGAAAUGAUGACUGGACGGCCAGUGGUUUCAACUUACCAUAAUUUUCUCAAGGGCUUGCAGCUACAUAAAAAGUAUUUAGAGAAUGAGAGCUUUUGCAUGUGGAAAGAUACAGUGCUGGAUUCUUCUCCCAACCAGCUAAAUGAAACGGGUGACUACCUCAAACUGAUAGAUACAGCCUUCUUCAUCAACACCAGCUGCCCACCCAUUCUGAGGCCAGAGAGAAAAGUGGAUGUCAUUCUGCAUUUAAAUUACAGUGGAGGAUCACAGACUCUGCCGCUGGACCUAUUCUCAGAGUACUGUUUGGAGCAUGGUAUCCCAUUCCCCAGCACAGAGCUGAGCCAGGAAGACCGGGAACAUCUGAAGGAGUGCUAUGUGUUUGAGGAUAGCUUGGAGGCACCAGUCUUGGCCUUUUUUCCACUGGUGUGUGAUACUUUCCAAAAAUACAAGGCACCAAAUGUGGAGCGCAGUCCCACAGAGAUGGAGCAGGGAAGAGUAGAUGUGUCCAACUGUACUGCUCCGUAUGGCACUGGUCUGCUUACGUAUAGCGAAGAGAAUUUCAAUAAGCUGCUUAACCUGUGCUGCUACAAUAUCCUGAAUAAUAAACAGUUAAUUCUUCAGGCUUUGCAAACUGCAGUGGAACGAAAGAAGCGAUUUAAAAACUAUUCAUCACCUCAUUCACAUAAAUUCUCUUAAAGUAUAUUUUGUUGAAUCUCACCAGAAGGAGAUAUGCAAAUGUUUUGGUACUGGACUAAUGCAUAUUAAUCUGCUGCAAGCUCGCAGAUGUUCAUGAUGGCAACAAAAUUUGAUAUGAACUCCUUUGACUUCUGCAACAGUGUGGUGGUCAGUGUGUAGCUGCUGCUACAAUUUUAUUCCCACUGCCUUCCAAAGCACAGACAGGGGAAAGUUUAUGAGAUUUUCAUACUUGUCUUAGAAAAAUGGUUGCUUAAGAAAAUGUAUUUAACUGAUCAUUCUUAGAUCUUUGCUGUUGUCUGUAACAAUAUACAUACAUUGUAAUAGCUAUUGUUCAAAUACUAAGUACCCAUGCAUAAUCUUAU